This is a messenger RNA of Alternaria burnsii, 1662 nucleotides long. Its product is annotated as auxin efflux carrier superfamily protein. The record is from RefSeq and is a predicted model, not a curated record. The transcript is spliced from 3 exons. Gene Ontology annotation, biological process: transmembrane transport. The coding region runs from base 1 to 1662 and encodes 553 amino acids. Lineage: Eukaryota; Fungi; Ascomycota; Dothideomycetes; Pleosporales; Pleosporaceae. Gene Ontology annotation, cellular component: endoplasmic reticulum; membrane.
AUGGCCUCCAACUCCUACGAGUACGGCAACAAUGGCUUAUUCACAGUCUUCAAGAGCGGCAAGCACAGCUCGCAUCCCGAUUUUGCCAACCUCACCCUUCUCGUCUUCGAGGCCGUCAUGGAAGUCGUUUGCGUGAGCGCGCCCGGCUACAUUGUUGCGCGAAUGGGUCAAUUCGAUGCAGAGAGCCAGAAGUUUCUCGCCAACCUCAACACGCAGCUGUUUACACCCUGCCUUAUUUUUACCAAGCUCGCAUCACAAUUGACGGCGGAGAAGCUGGCUGAUCUUGCUGUCAUUCCUGUAAUCUUUGUCGUACAAACACUCAUCUCCUACAUCGCCGCACUUCUCGUGUCGCGAAUAUGCAGGUUCAACAAGAGAGCGUCCAACUUUGUUGUUGCCAUGGCGGUAUUCGGAAACUCAAACUCGCUUCCAAUCUCUCUCGUUAUCUCGCUCUCCAAAACACUGUCCGGUCUACAUUGGGACAAGGUCCCUGGCGAUAACGACAACGACGUUGGCGCGCGUGGUAUUCUCUACCUCCUUAUCUUCCAACAACUUGGUCAGCUCGUGCGAUGGACAUGGGGCUUCAAUGUGCUUCUGGCACCCGCCAGUGCGUACAAAGAUGAUGACGGUGGCAAGAACAGCGCCAUUGAAAAUGGAGAGUACACAGACGACGAGGCGCAGCGUCUUCUCGAUGACUCGCACUCCGACUACGAAUCUGGCAAUGUUACCAGCUACGCUACUUCUGCAGACUCAGACGAGUCGGACUCAGACUCUCUGUUCAAUCGUGAAGAGGCCCAAGCCACCACCGAUUUCAUCACUCCUACCAACGGUAACGCUACUAUUCCUGGGGCCGGCGAUAUGAGCGGACACAGUAAUGGCAAUGGUCUUGCAAACGGACACCUCAAUGGUGUUCUCGAGGCUCACAAGAAGAAGCAAAAUGUUCCCAAAGGCAUCAAAGGCAUGCCAAAGCGAGCUGGCAUGGCACUUAAGCGCUCUGCAAGCACCGUUUCUGUCUCCACCACACGCGCUGGAAACCGAGUUUUCCAGACCCUACCUACAUGGCUACAGCGACCUCUGGCUAAGAUUGGCUCUGUCUUGUCAAGGUUCUUCAAGGGCGUAUGGGACUUCAUGAACCCUCCUCUAUGGGCCAUGCUGAUUGCUAUCCUCGUCGCCUCUAUCCCUCCCCUACAACAUCUCUUCUUCGAUCCAGGUACAUUUGUCAGCAACUCCGUCACGCGCGCUGUCAACCAAAGUGGACAAGUCGCCGUUCCACUCAUCUUGGUUGUUUUGGGUGCCAACCUUGCUCGUAACACAUUACCCAAGGAAGACCAGCACUCGAUGGAAGACCCGAGCGUGGAGAAGAAGCUUGUGAUUGCCUCACUUGUUAGUCGCAUGCUUAUCCCGACGCUUCUCAUGGCACCCAUGCUAGCCAUGACCGCCAAGUACGUUCCUGUUAGCAUUCUUGACGACCCAAUCUUCAUCAUCGUCUGUUUCUUGCUCAGUGGUGCACCAAGUGCGCUGCAGUUGGCACAAAUCUGCCAAAUCAACAACGUGUACAUGGGCGCCAUGUCAAGGAUUCUGUUUCAGAGUUAUGUUGUUUGGAUCUUGCCAUCGACUCUAUUGUUGGUCAUGCUUGCACUGGAAACGGUGGAGUGGGCCAAAUGA